This is a messenger RNA of Trachymyrmex cornetzi, 1821 nucleotides long. RefSeq names its product ankyrin repeat and KH domain-containing protein 1-like. The transcript has 3 exons. The record is from RefSeq and is a predicted model, not a curated record. Gene Ontology annotation, cellular component: cytoplasm. NCBI's taxonomy places the organism in Eukaryota, Metazoa, Arthropoda, Insecta, Hymenoptera, Formicidae. Gene Ontology annotation, biological process: innate immune response. Gene Ontology annotation, molecular function: protein binding. Bases 1 to 1821 code for a protein of 606 amino acids.
AUGAAUGCUAUGAUGAAUAUAGAAAAUUGUGACAUCAAGAUGGACUUCGAUGGCACCCGCACCACUUUAAUGGAAGCUACUAGUACGGGGCACGUGGAUACCGUAUCGUGUUUGAUUACUCACAGGAUCGAUGUUAAUACUCGAUCUGCAUCAUGUAACACACCUCUGAUAUAUGGGUGCGCCAGUGGAUACAAAGAAAUUGUACGUAUUUUAUUAGACUCAGGUGCUGAUGUUGAAGAUCACAAUGAAGAUGGUCAUACUUCUCUAAUGGAAGCAGCAAGCGCCGGACAUGUUGAUAUUGUUGUACGUAUCUUAAUAGACUUUGGAGCGAAUGUCGAGUUUUGCAAUGAGACCGGUUGUACACCUCUGAUAAAAGCAGCGAGCGCCGGGAAUGUAGACAUCGUGUCUUUGUUAAUUGCUCAUGGAGCCGAUGUUAAUGCUCGAUCUGCAUCGUGUAACACACCCCUCAUAUACGGAUGCGCUGGUGGACAUGAAGAAGUGGUACGUAUUUUAUUAGACUCAGGUGCUGAUGUUGAAGAUCACAAUGAAGACGGUCAUACUCCUCUAAUGGAAGCAGCAAGCGCCGGACAUGUAGAUAUUGUAUCUCUGCUGAUUAUUCACGGAGCUAAUAUUAAUACUCUGUCUACGUCAAAUAACACACCUCUCAUGUAUGGAUGCAUUAAUGGACAUGAAGAAGUUGUACAUAUCUUAUUAUGUAGGGGAGCUAAUUUUGAGGAUUACAAUGAAAAUGGUCGUACACCUUUAAUGGAAGCAGCAAGUACCGGGCAUGUAAAUAUCGUGUCGUUGCUGAUAGCUUACGGAGCUUAUAUUAAUGCCCAAUCCACAUCAAGUGACACACCUCUCAUAUACGGAUGCGCCGGUGGACAUGAAGAGGUUGUACGUAUCUUAAUAGACUUUGGAGCGAAUGUCGAGUUUUACAAUAAGAUCGGUUGUACACCUCUGAUAGAAGCAGCGAGUGCCGGGAAUGUAAACAUCGUGUCUUUGUUAAUUGCACAUGGAGCCGAUGUUAAUGCUCGAUCUGCAUCGUGUAACACACCCCUCAUAUACGGAUGCGCUGGUGGACAUGAAGAAGUGGUACGUAUUUUAUUAGACUCAGGUGCUGAUGUUGAAGAUCACAAUGAAGACGGUCAUACUCCUCUAAUGGAAGCAGCAAGCGCCGGACAUGUAGAUAUUGUAUCUCUGCUGAUUACUCACGGAGCUGAUAUUAAUACUCUGUCUACGUCAAAUAACACACCUCUCAUGUAUGGAUGCGUUAAUGGACACGAAGAAAUUGUACGUAUCUUAUUAGAUUGGGGAGCUAAUGUUGAGGAUUACAAUGAAAAUGGUCGUACACCUUUAAUGGAAGCAGCAAGUACUGGGCAUGUAAAUAUUGUGUCGUUGCUGAUAGCUCAUGGAGCUGAUAUUAAUGCUCAAUCUACAUCAAAUGACACAGCUCUCAUAUACGGAUGCGCCGGUGGACAUGAAGAGGUUGUACGUAUCUUAAUAGACUUUGGAGCAAAUGUCGAGUUUUGCAAUGAGAUCGGUUGUACACGUUUGAUAAAAGCAGCGAACGUCCUGAAUGUAGACAUUGUGUCUUUGUUAAUUGCUUAUGUUAAUGCUCGAUCUGCAUCGUGUAAGACACCCCUUAUAUACGGAUUCGCUGGUGGACACGGAGGAGUGGUAUGCGUCUUACUAGAUGUGGGCGCCGAUGUUGAGGAUCAUAAUGAGAACGGCCAGGGGCGUCGACUUAGAAUUGUGCCAAAUGUAGUGUUUGCGAAGAUAGAACAGCCGUACUAUUUAACAAAAUUGGAAGCAUCGUAG